GGAAAGAAGCGAUCCAAAAGACCAUCAUGUCCAUGACCCUGGGCAAGGAUGUGUCUGCGCUGUUCCCCGACGUACUGAAGAACAUCGCAACGGCAGACCUGGACCAGAAGAAGCUGGUGUACCUGUAUCUUAUGAAUUACGCGAAAUCACACCCCGACCUCUGCAUCCUCGCCGUCAAUACAUUCGUACAAGAUUCGGAAGACCCAAAUCCUCUGGUUCGAGCGCUGGCGAUACGGACCAUGGGCUGCAUUCGCGUCGACAAGAUGACGGACUACAUGGAGGAACCAUUGCGGAAAACGCUGAGGGAUGAGUCUCCAUACGUGCGAAAAACAGCAGCUCUGUGUGUGGCUAAGCUGUUCGACCUCUCUCCCGCCCUAUGCUUGGAGAACGGCUUCUUAGAGCAAUUACAGGAGUUGGUAGGCGACCCCAACCCCAUGGUCGUUGCAAACUCGGUCACCGCCUUGGUAGAGAUUCAGGAGGCAGCACCAGAAACAAAGGCCCUUACCAUUACUGCCGCGACACUCAAGAAGAUGCUUCUGGCGCUCAACGAAUGUACCGAAUGGGGCAGAGUCACCAUCCUCACAACUUUGGCGGAUUACAAGGCUGCGGAUGUCAAGGAGGCGGAACAUAUCUGCGAACGGGUUGUUCCCCAGUUCCAGCACGUCAAUCCGAGUGUCGUGCUGGCCGCUGUCAAGGUCGUCUUCCUGCACAUGCGGUUCAUUCCUCCUGAGUUGACCAAGUCGUAUGCCAAAAAGAUGGCACCGCCAUUGGUCACGCUCGUGUCCUCUGCGCCGGAAGUCCAGUACGUUGCCCUCCGAAAUAUCGACCUCCUCCUCCAGAAGCAAUCGGACAUUCUUAGUAAAGAGAUGCGAGUAUUUUUCUGCAAAUACAAUGACCCUCCCUACCUGAAGAUGACGAAGCUUGAGAUAAUGGUACGGAUAGCGAACGACAAAAAUGUCGAUCAAUUGCUUGCGGAAUUGAAAGAAUAUGCCAUGGAAGUGGAUAUGGAUUUCGUCCGACGAGCCGUCAAGGCUAUCGGGCAGGUCGCAAUCAAGAUCGAGAGCGCUAGCGAGAAGUGCGUCAACACGCUGCUUGAUCUGAUCAAUACCAAAGUCAACUACGUCGUCCAAGAAGCGGUAGUGGUGAUCAAGGAUAUCUUCCGAAAGUACCCUGGGUACGAGGGGAUAAUACCGACGCUCUGCCAAUGCAUCGAUGAACUUGACGAGCCCAAUGCCAGAGCCUCUCUGAUCUGGAUUGUGGGAGAAUACGCCGAGAAGAUUGACAAUGCUGGAGAAAUACUGUCCAAUUUUGUAGACACUUUUGCGGAGGAGUUUACACAGACUCAACUCCAGAUCCUCACGGCUGUGGUCAAACUAUUCCUGAAGAAACCAGAUCAAGCACAAGGCCUGGUGACGAAGGUUUUGCAAGCAGCGACUGCAGAGAAUGAUAACCCUGACAUCCGAGACCGAGCUUAUGUCUAUUGGCGACUACUCUCUAGUGACCCUCAAAUAGCCAAGGAUAUCGUACUCUCUGAUAAACCUCCCAUCACAUCUACCAUCAAAUCCCAUCCUCCUCAGCUUCUAGACAGUCUUCUGGCUGAACUCUCCACCCUGGCGUCUGUAUACCACAAGCCGCCGGAAGCAUUCCUCGGGCAAGGCCGAUUUGGCGCCGAGGCUAUGCAGCGCGCCGCGAUCGAGGAGCAACAAGAAGAAGCAAGAGAAAACCCGAUCGCUGCCGCAGCAGCGGCUGCGGCAGUGGCUGGAAAGGCACCGCCUUCCACAAAUAUGGAGAAUCUAUUGGAUAUCGAUUUCGAUGGCUCUGCACCAGCUUCGUUGCAAAAGCAACCUGUCCUAGGGCAAUCGGGUCUAGAGGGCUUGGCAGGCACACCACAACGCGUCGCGUCUCCAUCGACCAAUACUACAGUUCAACCUCCAUCAACUAUGGAUGACCUACUUGGUUUGUUCGGAGAUGGUGGUGGUGCAGCAGCGGGUGCUCCUAACGCAUCAAUGAGCAACGAUGACAUAAUGAACGGAUUUGCAGACAUGAGUUUACAGGCAAACCAGCCUCCACCGGCAACACAGCAGUUGGGUGGUGAGCCAAGCAAGAAGAGCAACCAAGACCUAUUAGACUUGUUCUAGAAAGUCUCAGUGCAGGAAAAUUGGUUUGUGUUAGCGAAGACCAUCCUAUGAGCAUUUGGUGGUGCAUAUGGCGUGUCUGUAAGAAGCCAAGUCACAGUACAUAAUGCAAACCACAUUUUCAAGCAUAACGUC
This is a messenger RNA of Dothidotthia symphoricarpi CBS 119687, 2270 nucleotides long. RefSeq names its product clathrin binding protein. Gene Ontology annotation, cellular component: membrane coat. Gene Ontology annotation, biological process: vesicle-mediated transport; intracellular protein transport. Lineage: Eukaryota; Fungi; Ascomycota; Dothideomycetes; Pleosporales; Dothidotthiaceae. Bases 27 to 2138 code for a protein of 703 amino acids. The record is from RefSeq and is a predicted model, not a curated record. The transcript has 6 exons. Gene Ontology annotation, molecular function: clathrin binding.